UAAUAUAUAUUAUUUGUAAUGUACAAAACGUGUUUGACGUGGAUACGUUCACCACGUGGUUUAGGCACUCAAGGGAAUUCCUCGUCAAGCUUAUUACAUCGCUACAAAGGUCGGAAGGUACGAGCUAGAUUACGAACACAUGUUUGAUUUUACAGCCGAGCGAGCUCGUCGCAGUGUAAAAAAGAGUCUGGAGCUUCUGCAGCUCGACUACGUCGACGUCAUACAAGUUCACGACAUCGAGUUCGCGCCUUCGCUGGACAUAAUCAUAACUCAAACCCUGCCCGAGUUGUCGCGCCAAGUGGCCGAGGGCCGUGCCAGACACAUUGGCAUCACUGGCUACCCUGUUUCUGUACUCAAGGAGUGCAUCGAACGGAGCAACAUCAACAUCAGCUGUGUGCUGAGCUACGCUAGGUUCACCCUCAUCGAUGACACCCUCGCCGAGUACAUUCCGUUUUUCAAAGAGCACAACAUUGGAAUCAUCAAUGCCGCAGCACCGUGCAUGGGACUUUUGUCAAGUAAAAAACCUCCACAAUGGCAUCCGGCUCCAGAGUGUAUGAAAAAAGUAUGCAAUGACGCGGCACAAUGUUGCAAGGCACAUGACGUGGAAUUAGCUAAGCUAGCGGUUUGGCAUUCGUUUCAAUGUCCAGAUGUUUCUACCCACUUGGUUGGAAUGCAAAAUUUGCGAGACUUGGAUAUAAACAUGAAUGUUGUUUACAAUGGCAUUAGCGAUAAAGAGAUGGAAGUUCUUGAAGAAAUAAAAAAAGAGUUCAUCUCGAAAGUGACAAAGAAGCAUUGGGAAGGAAUUGAAAUUGAAAAAUACAGGAGUGCCAUGAAAAACAAACGUAUGUAACGUAUGAAACUCUAGCUUUACCCAAGAGAUACUCCUUAUAAUUUACUAUGUGAUAUUUCAAGUUUUUAACAACUUUUAUAAAAACUUAUUUCUUAUCAUUACACUAUUAUAUGGUUA
Messenger RNA from Copidosoma floridanum, 967 nucleotides. RefSeq lists its product as uncharacterized. The record is from RefSeq and is a predicted model, not a curated record. Gene Ontology annotation, cellular component: cytosol. NCBI's taxonomy places the organism in Eukaryota, Metazoa, Arthropoda, Insecta, Hymenoptera, Encyrtidae. Gene Ontology annotation, molecular function: L-galactose dehydrogenase activity.